UGAAUCGAGAUAGAGAGGCAGCUGAGCCGCCCCAAAGUAUUAAAGACGAGCAGACUGGACAGGAGAGGGAAUCGAAUUGUCCCUAGGCUCCUCAGCGAUUCCUUCCCGCCUUUACCAGCCCUCCCCUUGAUUCUUCUUUACUCUAUACAACUAUUACUUCUUUCUAUCCGACACAACAACUCACAAGUUUGUGACAAUUUGGUUGGUUUAGCCACCUCGUCCCUCGACAUCAGCAAUGGCUUGCCCUCUUGGUGCAACUCCGGCUCGUGAGCAGUCAAUGACGGCAACUGAAACCCAGCAGACAAUUGUGCGGCCUGACAUCGAGUGGAUCCCGUCCUACAAGGUUUACAAGGAACGGGUUGAGAGACUCGCUGCCCUUAACCUAGACCGGCCCACCACACUCCCGCCAGGAUGGCCGUCUCAGGUCGACACCGAGCGGGCCUGGUCCAGAUCUGACUUCAAGUCCGAGGACGAGUAUAUCCUCAAAUUCAGCGAGGAAGACAUUGCCGAGAUUGAAGCUGGCUUGGCCUACUUCAAAUCUCUCCCUGGCGACCUUGGCCCUGACGACGUCAACCGCGAUACCUUCCCCUUGCCAUCUCUGGGCAGCCGACUUGGCGAUGUUUCUAAGACCAUCCACGACGGCCGAGGCUUCACCAUCCUCCGUGGCCUCGAGCCGGACAAGUACUCGAGCUUCGACAACAUCCUCCUCUACCUUGGCGUUACAAGCUACAUUGCCGAGACGCGGGGCAUGCAAGACUUUGAUGGACGGAUGAUACUCCACAUCCAAGCUAUUGUCGAGGACGUCAAGAAGCACGGCAGCAUGCCCAACUCGCCCUAUGUCGCUCGCGCCCAGCCCUUUCACACUGACCUGUGCGACGUGCUGGCACUCUACGCGCUGGACGUGGCGGCUUACGGCGGCGAGAGCUUCCUGGCGUCAUCGGCCAAGAUCUACAACGAGAUUGCAAAGACGCGGCCCGACAUUAUCCACGUGCUGGCGCGCGACGACUGGCCAUUUGACGAAUUCUGGCAAGGCGAAUACCACACGCGCCCACUGCUCUACAACUUCGGCGAGCACGGUCCGGGCUUCCAGUUCUCGCGGCGGCCACUGACCGGCGCGCACUUCUCGCCGCACCACCCGGCCGUGCCCGCAAUGACCGAGGUGCAGGCCGAGGCGCUGGACACGGUGUACUUUUUGGCAAAGCAGCACGCGGUCGAGCUGGCGCUGCGACGCGGCGACAUCGAGCUAUUCAACAACUUCGCCAUGCUGCACGCGCGCAGCGGCUUCGCCGACGCCCCCGGCCCGGCCGGCUCCCCCGGCAAGCGCCACAUGCUCCGCCUGUGGCUGCGCAACGAGCAGCGCAUGUGGCCUGUCCCGCGCGCCCUCGCCCGCGUCAGCGACGAGUGCUACGGCGACAACGAGUACCGCCGCAACGCCAUCUGGGACAUUGAGAAGUCGCCCCCUGAGCUGCGCAUUAAGCACCGUCGCGCAAGCUGCGCUUGAGCUGGGGCGUGAGAGAUGGGUUAUGGAUAUGA
Molecule: messenger RNA, 1533 nt
Organism: Lasiosphaeria miniovina
Lineage: Eukaryota; Fungi; Ascomycota; Sordariomycetes; Sordariales; Lasiosphaeriaceae
Exons: 5
Coding region: 236-1501 (421 amino acids)
Molecular function (GO): oxidoreductase activity
Source: RefSeq, a predicted model, not a curated record